AUGUUCAACAAAGUCCCAGCUAUUAUUUAUGUGUUAGACUUCACUGUGAUGGUGAAAAAACAGCAUCGGCGCCUAUCAUGUUACAAAAUUAUGAUAGUAUUAGGAUUGUACGACAUGGCUGCUCUAUCACUCAACUCAUUAUUGACUGGAUAUUUUUGCUUUACUGGCGGAAAUUACUGUAACAGCCCCACGUUCAUGUUUGUUGCUGGGGCUCUUGCUCUUGAUAAUAGAAUUUAUGUGGUGCUGUUGCUUCCUGUACUAUACAGCUUGUAUUUUGCCUUCUUCACACCUCCACUCCUUUUCAAUUCCGAUAGGUCGGCGUGGUUUUUCUUUACAUUCGCCCGAAACAAAACAGAUUAUCUAAAUUAUCCUCAUACGGCAAACAACUUAUUCAUUGUUGUGCUUACUUGUCUGCUAUACGUACAGUACUCUCGAGUUCUUCUGCGCUACUACAGAGUAGAAAACGGUCUAACAUGGACACAGAAAUCGUUUUUUCUUCAAUGCUUUUUUAUCUGUGCGGCAUACCUCACAGCUGCACUAAUUUAUGUCUACAUGCAAUUCUUUUAUACGCCUGAGUGCUUCGUUAUUAUCGGUCACGUCUGCUGGCAACUCGGACACGGUAAGCCCUUUCGAGAAUGUUGAUU
Cylicostephanus goldi is the source of this 644-nucleotide messenger RNA. The record is from the annotation of a GenBank genome assembly. Lineage: Eukaryota; Metazoa; Nematoda; Chromadorea; Rhabditida; Strongylidae.